AUGGAGCAGUCCAAAAAGAAUACUUCGACUACGGUGCAGGGGAGGGAUACCCCAGUACCGGCGCUCAGGGGUGAGAAAGCGGGCCCCGAGGCGUCGUUAUCCGACAACCGCAGCGCUAUGGUGGUGGCUGACCUGGCCAACAUAGUGUACAAUGCAACAGGCAGCAAGGUGGCGGAUCCUCCUACCCAAGAAGAUAUCUGGGGAAAACUGAAGGAGGUUGACGGAGUGGAAGUCGCCCAAUUGACGCGAAUGCGUCAAGUCCUGGAUGCGAUGAAGGCGGCGACAGAGAAGCAGAGAAAUAUCGCCAAUCCCGUCAAAGAGGGCAUCCCCCGCCUUGGCGAGCUGGUUGAUCUGCUCUGCUUCAGUACGAUGACGCGCUGCAAAGCGCUUAGGGCGCUUGAAACUUCGGCGCCCAUGUACCCGGCAACACCACCUCCUUGUACUCCGGCCGUUGCAACGCCCUCUCAAAAGAGGGCGAGGGCAACCCUCUCCAGCCCGGAGGAAAAGGAGGAGGAAAAGAGGAGGAAAAAGAGGGCCCAGGGGUCGGAGUCCUGGGCCACGGUCGUAAAGAAGAAAAAGGGAAAGGACGCCUCCGUUAGCCAGAGCGUGCCCCAAAAGGGCAAGGAGCCAAAAACCCCGUCCGCACCACAGAAGGGCGGGAACAAGAGAAAGGUGCCGGUGAAAAACCCGGCAACUAAGCCGAAGCCGGCGGAAGCGCCGGACCCAGCUAAAAAGAGGAAGAAGAAGAAGAAAAGGAAGAACCGACCGCGCUCCCACAGGAGCGCGGUGGUAGUCAAGCCCGCGGAUGGUAAGAGUUACGCGGAAGUCAUCGGGGUAAUCCGCACGAUCGUGCGCCCCGAGGAAUCCGAGACAGUAAUCCGCACCGUCCGGAAAACGAGGGUGGGAGCAAUCCUCCUCGAGCUGGAACGUUGCGGAAACCAGGCCGCCCUCCAAACGGCGAUCCAGGAGGCCGUAGGGCAGUCCGGGGAGACCAGGAUCCUCACCAGCCGUGUUCGGCUAGAGGUCCUGGACAUAGACUGCCUCGCCACUUCCGCGGAAGUGGAGGAAGCGGUGCGGCACGAACUCGGUGACGACAUGAGCGGUCAGCUGAAGGUCGCCGUUUCCGCGCCAAACGCGCGUGAGAUGCGGAUGGCGGUCGUCGAGCUCGACGAUAUGCCGGGCCGAAAGCUCCUAGAAAAGGGGAAGCUGCGCGUCGGCUGGAUCCGUUGCCGUCUACGGCAGCGGACGGAGGUGCAGCGCUGCUUCCGGUGCCUUGGAUUCGGCCACCGGAAGCAGGAGUGCAAGGGGCCGGAACGCAGCGGCCUCUGUUGGAAGUGCGGUCAACAGGGGCACAAGGCGACCGCUUGCACCACCAAACCGCGCUGCUUCCUCUGCUCCGAUGGCGCAGAGGGCGCACAGCCCCCGGAGCACGUUCCAGGCUGUCGUGUAUGA
Molecule: messenger RNA, 1452 nt
Organism: Osmia bicornis bicornis
Lineage: Eukaryota; Metazoa; Arthropoda; Insecta; Hymenoptera; Megachilidae
Product: translation initiation factor IF-2-like
Exons: 1
Coding region: 1-1452 (483 amino acids)
Molecular function (GO): nucleic acid binding; zinc ion binding
Source: RefSeq, a predicted model, not a curated record